Messenger RNA from Oppia nitens, 735 nucleotides. Its product is annotated as 40S ribosomal protein S12, mitochondrial-like. Gene Ontology annotation, molecular function: structural constituent of ribosome. The record is from RefSeq and is a predicted model, not a curated record. Bases 122 to 694 code for a protein of 190 amino acids. Lineage: Eukaryota; Metazoa; Arthropoda; Arachnida; Sarcoptiformes; Oppiidae. The transcript is spliced from 2 exons. Gene Ontology annotation, biological process: translation. Gene Ontology annotation, cellular component: ribosome; small ribosomal subunit.
AACAAUUGUAAUCACAUGUAUAGUCAAUACAAACAUUGAUUUAGUUUUUUAAAUUACCCGUAAAUUGCAAUCAAUUUUUGAUAUAUUUAUUUGUAAUCAUUUUUUAAGUUUACAUAUAAAUAUGUUUUCAUCGGUGGUAUCGUAUCUAUGGAGAGGACAGCAUAUGAUUGGCAAUCCUUUGAAGACAUUAAGUCAAAUAACUAAUAAGCUAUUGAUAACAGAUUUUACGAGAAGAUUAUCUGUAAAUGCAUCCAAUUAUCAGCUGUCAAGAGAUGAAUCAAAAACAUUUAGAUCAACAGAUACCGACAAAUGGUGGAUAUCACCGGUGCGUCCGUUAGCCACUGACCAACAAUGGUUUGAACAAAGACUAUUGAAUUUAUGGCACUUAAAGAAACCAAAGUUUAGGACGAGACCAAAGCAUCCGCUCGACAGUAAACCACAAAUGAAAGGCGUUGUAUUGAAGACAUUGAUUAAAAAGCCGAAGAAACCGAAUUCAGCGAACAGGAAGUGUGUUCUCGUGAGACUCACGAAUGGCAAAGAAAAGGUAGCAUUUGUUCCGGGAGAGGGACAUAACCUACAGGAACACAGUGUAGUACUCGUUCAGAAAAGACGGGUUCGCGACGUUCCCGGACUUAAGUUACGGGUUAUUCGGGGCACUCGUGAUUGCGCUCAUGUCAUCAAAAAAACACAAUAACUUUAUUGUAUUAUUUGAUUUAUUGUAUAAUAUGUUAACUG